Molecule: messenger RNA, 984 nt
Organism: Culicoides brevitarsis
Lineage: Eukaryota; Metazoa; Arthropoda; Insecta; Diptera; Ceratopogonidae
Gene: Nelf-E
Product: negative elongation factor E
Exons: 2
Coding region: 84-929 (281 amino acids)
Biological process (GO): negative regulation of transcription elongation by RNA polymerase II
Cellular component (GO): NELF complex
Molecular function (GO): RNA binding
Source: RefSeq, a predicted model, not a curated record
CCAAUCCACAUUCAAGAAGAGUAUAAACAAACGCAAUUUUCCUGACGAUUUUCCUUGUUUUUCCAUUAAAAAACACCCUCACGAUGGUUUAUAUCACGUUUCCAAACAACCUGACUGAGGAAGAGCUCAUGCUGCAAGCGAAAUACCAAAAAUUAAAGAAAAAAAAAAAAGCUUUACAAAUCCUCAAAGUCCCGAAGCAAGAAGUGGAAAAGCCCAAAUUGAACAUAAAACGUGCCGAAGGAGCUCGCGAAGUCGCCCGAAAACUGCUAAAAAGCGGCGCUGUCGCUAUAAAACCCGUAAAACAAGAGCAAGUCUCCUUCAAGCGACCCAAAAAUCAGGAAAGGAAAAAAGCUGCAUCUGACAUGAGUCCCGUCGCGGCAUAUCAACCCUUUUCCGCAUCGACUUCCGAUUCGGAUCACGGGGCACGAAAAGAAGCCGCUUCCGAGAAAAUGGACACAACCGAGGGAGCCAGUGGUGCUGCCCGGUAUCAAAACUUGUAUCAGCAUUUCGCCAGUGAACGCGACAAGGAGGAACGUGGAGUCUCCGAUAAGGCAGAGACGAAGGACAAACGCACCGGAAACACCAUUUACGUGUCGGGCAAUAAAAUUUCCGAGGAUUAUUUGCGGAAACAUUUCUCCGAUUUCGGCCAGAUUUUGAAUAUUAGCAUGGAAACGGAGAAAUAUCGCGGAUUUAUCACGUUUAACAAGCCAGAAGCGGCGGAAACGGCAAUUGUGGAGAUGCAUACGAAGAGUAUUGCGGGAAUUACGUUGCAAGUGAGUCUGGCGCGACGUCAACCGCAGAUAGAACCGAUAAAUGACGCUUCGUCGUCCGCUGUUUGGUCGACGUUGGCAAGUAAUCAGUCGCAAAAGGGCAAUCAUAAGGCAGAUCGGAGAGAAUUGCCGACGUACAAUGACUUGGAUAUGUUUUAAGUGGUUAGGUUUAAGGAGAAAUAUAAGAAAAAUCUAUAAAAUUUACUCGAAAUUG